CCGCCCGCGGCCGGCGGAGCCGCGGGAGCAGCGUGGGGCCGCGGGCAGCGGCGGGAGGCGGCGGCGGUCCCGGUAUCGGAGCGGAGCGGGCAGCAGCAGCGCCGGAGCGGGCAGCGGCAUGUCCUGAGGCGGCAGUGGCGGCGGCGCGGAGCCGGGCCCCACCACGGAGGGGUCGGUGGAGCAACGGGCCAAAGGCCGGGCCCCCAUGAAGGAGAAGGAGGUGGGGGCGGAGCGGGGCAAGCCCGCCACUUACACCGGGGACAAGAAGGCGCGCAUGGCGGCCAAGACCAACAAGAAGUGGGUGCGCCUGGCCACCGUGCUGGCCUACGUCCUGUCCGUCUCGCUGGCCGCCAUCGUCCUCGCCGUCUACUACAGCCUCAUCUGGCAGCCGGUGCGCGGCGGCGGCUCCGGCCCCGGCCCCGCCGCCGCCACCCCCUCGCAGCCCCGCGCGGCGCCGCCGGCCCCCGCGUUCAGCCGGCCCCCCGGCUCGCCGCCCGCCGGCCCCACGCAGGAGGCUCCGUCACCGCCGCGGACGGGCCCCGAGCCCGGCCUCGUCGAGACCGACCGCCCGGACGUGUCGCCGCCGCCGCCCGGGGCCGAGGCGGGCACGGCCGCGCUGCGCCGGGUGCGCGGGAGCCGCUGAGGCGGCCGGCAGCGCGCAGCCCCCGCCCGGGGGGGAAGGCCGGCCCGGCGGACUGCGGGGGGCGGCCGCGGUCCAGCCCCGGCGCCGGGCGGAGCGGGAUGCGGCGGCCGGGCCCGGCGGAGGAUGGCGGGCGGAGCGGCUGCCCCCGCGGCGAUCGCCCGCUCGUCGCUCCGCGCCGGCCGCAGGGGAGGCGGCACCGCGGGCCCCGGCGUCACCGAGCCCCGAAGAGCUCGGGCUGGAGACUCACCCGGCGCGGGGGUCGGCGGGGGAAGGAAGCGUUUCCACUUGGUAGAACUGUGGUAUCUUCUUUUCCUCAAAAGGGAAUUUUGUGUCUUCGUUUUCUUCCUCACCAGGGCUAGCUUCUCCCUUUGAACCUGCAUUGAAUUCCUGCGCUAUUUAUGCCAGUCUAUUACCUAUAAAAGGAUAUCGGUGUCCAAAAUUCCUCACUAUUUACAGGAUCAGCUGGGAACAAUAUGAAUUUAGAGGCUGUACUCCAUUGUUUAAGUAAAACCAGUUUUGUUUAACAAUGAGCAUAAACUUAUUUAAAAACAUGUGAAAGGUAAAUUGACUUGUUUACUAUAUUAAAAUAUUUUCCCAAUAUGAAA
This is a messenger RNA of Columba livia (rock pigeon), 1248 nucleotides long. It is a transcript of the gene INAFM2, whose product is annotated as InaF motif containing 2. The record is from RefSeq and is a predicted model, not a curated record. The transcript has a single exon. Lineage: Eukaryota; Metazoa; Chordata; Aves; Columbiformes; Columbidae. Bases 206 to 643 code for a protein of 145 amino acids.